AGUAACCUUAGUGACGUCACUCUGCUAGUGGGUUUUGGGAACUGCAUUCCAGCCGCGAAUUUCAGUGGACGUUUUCCGCCCCUAGGUUGUAACGCUGCGGUCUUUGCGGGAUCCUUAACUGUUUCCUUCCACGCCAAACAUGAGUGGAAGAGAAUGCUGCGUGACGAACUGUUACAGCAGUUCCCACGACCACCAGGGCAGGAUGCUCCUGAACGGCCUGAGCUUCCACUGUUUCCCUGCGUGGAGGAAGAAGGAAGGCGCCCUCAUAUCGGAGCUGACGAGGCGGCGGAGGGCCGCUUGGGUGGCUGCCGUGCGGAGCAGAGACAUCACCUUCGACCGCAUCCCGUCCUCCAUGAGAAUCUGUUCCAAACACUUUGUCUCCGGAAAACCAGCAUAUGAGAUGCUGGACUCGGAUCCAGACUGGGUUCCGUCUCUGCACCUUGGGCACAAUGUUGAUAAUGAUGAAGGCAAAGGAGACUCCAGGAACAAAAGAAGAAGACUGUCUUCUGAGGAGAAACCAGCAGAAGGAGCAGAUGGUGAUGCUGAAGUCAAGAAACCUCCUCCGCCUCCUUGGAAAGACGUAAAAACUGCUCUGCAGUCUCUUCUGGAGAGUAGAACCACCGUAACCCAGCAGCCCAGAGACGAUGCGCAGAACCGAGCUGCUGGGAAGAGGACCGUCGCCAGCUUCCGGGAAUUUUUCAGGAAUGCUCUGGAGUCAUCUCUGGAGGCCUCCAUCCAGGCCAGAGCUCGAUCCAACAGUCGGUCAUCAUCCACAGAGUAUGAAGUGAAUCUGAACUUUAAGCUUCCAUCUCCUGUAGGAGAACCAGCAACCUGUAAAGAUUCCCCCUCCUGUGUGAACUGCUCCCGGAUGCUGAGGAGGAUUCAGGAGCUGGAACAGAAGCUGGUUGAACUCGACAGCAAACAGGAACAAGCAGACAGCGAGGAGGCUCCUGUGGGUGGGACCCAACCAGGCCAGGACCAACACAGUUCUGAGGAGGAGGAGGAAGACAUGGAUGAGUGGGAUCAGAGAGGAAACCCAGCAGAACUCCCACAGUCACUCAUCUUCAUCAGCUAUAGUCUCAUGAACCAAAAAGUCCGCUUCAGACUGGACCGCUGGAUCUGACGUUUGUUUUAUAACCAUCUGUUAAGAACUUUUAUUUCUGUUAAAUUAUUCAAAUCUAACCUGCACACAUUCCUUUCACCAGACAACAAAGCUGUAUUUACAACCAUCUGAAACCUCAGUAUCAUAGAAACAACAUUAACGUGGAUCUGAUGGUUUCCAUUAAUAGUAAGACCUGAGAGAACGUUUCAGUCUAGCUCUAGAGAUGUUUUAAAUCAGGGCAGUCAAUAUUUUUCUUUUAUAUCAGAACAUUUUGGGGGCCUGAAAGAUCUAUACUAGACUUAACCAACCUCUCUGAAGCUGCAGCUUCUUUCUGUUCCUAAGCCUCCAGAGAUUCUCGAACAGAGGGAAGGUCCCUGGAAUAGAUCAUAUCAGCAGAGGUCCUCGCUCUGAAGACCUGUCUCCAGUCAGAGCUCAUCGCUCUGAUCUGGAAACAGUCUCCAAUCCCGCUGAGCAGUUUGUGUUAUUUUCAUUUGUUUACUAGGAAACUGGAGCUUUUCACUCACUGAAGGUUGGAAUCAGAUAUGGACAUAUACUGUUGGUCUUCCUGUUGAUUUUUCUAAUGAAGUCGGUACAAAUCCUGGGAGAUUAAAACAGCCAGAUCCAAACAGAAGAAAAAGAAGUAAAUUUUCUUUCCAGCGAGGAGUUUAAAAACCUCUGAAUGGUUCCCAUCACUGAUCUCUCGGAUUGAACCAUCUCUGUAAGCGGAAGCUGCUGCUGUUUUCCUCUCAAAUCUCUGUCACCUUCCUAGUCUUAAUUUGAGUACUGUUUAAUUCCAGGGAUUCAUUUUCCCACAAUAGUGGAGGAGCAGGAUCUACGUUUGUGCUGGAGCUGCUUUUGAGAGGAAGUUUUCCUAUUUAGUCAGAAUCUGUUAAACCUGUUAAAGAAAAAAGUGUUAUGGUUAAAAUAAAAUCAGAGUAAAGAUUAUUUUAUUUUGUGCAUUAAAGAAACAAAAUGAAACACUAAUAAAGUUAAUAUUUGUGUUGCCACCCUCUGUUUGUCCUGAUUGAUUUAAUCACUGCUUGGCUUUUGACAUCAGCUCACAUGCAGCGUGUCAUUCGGUCUGCUGAGAAGGUGUUUGGCUGCAGUCUACUGUCGCUCCAGGAACUGUACACCUCCAGGACCCUGAAGCGGGCAGGGAAGAUUCUGACUG
This is a messenger RNA of Girardinichthys multiradiatus, 2273 nucleotides long. RefSeq lists its product as uncharacterized. The record is from RefSeq and is a predicted model, not a curated record. The transcript is spliced from 5 exons. Bases 140 to 1123 code for a protein of 327 amino acids. NCBI's taxonomy places the organism in Eukaryota, Metazoa, Chordata, Actinopteri, Cyprinodontiformes, Goodeidae.